Messenger RNA from Schizosaccharomyces octosporus yFS286, 2695 nucleotides. Its product is annotated as Rik1-associated factor Raf2. Lineage: Eukaryota; Fungi; Ascomycota; Schizosaccharomycetes; Schizosaccharomycetales; Schizosaccharomycetaceae. The record is from RefSeq and is a predicted model, not a curated record. The transcript has a single exon. Bases 546 to 2486 code for a protein of 646 amino acids.
AACGUUUUUAAAUUAAAAAAUAAAAACAGUUGGUAUUCUUUUAAUGCAUAGAAAUGACUAAAGGAAAAAAUCCAAAAAUCGACACCAGCAGGAUUUGAACCUGCGCGCGGAGACCGCAAUAGAUUUCUAAUCUAUCCCUUUAACCACUCAGGCAUAGUGUCUAACUGUUGAAAGUACUCGCAACAAUAGAUAUGUAUGUUAUUAGGUAUGAAAUGAAGAAAAAGGUCUGAGUAUCGUUGACACGGAAAACACAAGGUCAUAUCGGAUGAAAGCGCUUUUCGUAAAAUUACUUAAGAAGUUAUACAAAUUUUUAGGGAAUAGAAUAGGACGACUCGUAUUCACGUGAAACGAACACUGACUAUGAACUGGAUUGGCAUCGCUCAUGCUCGUUAACCACAUACGAGAGCUUACCAUUGUGUUUCCUGUUCAUUCUACUUGGCUCUCUUGUUUACAACGCAUAUGUUAGCGGGACCAAUAGAAACUAGUAUGCAAGCUAUGUAAAGGAAAUCUUUACUUUUAAUGGUAUAGGAGUUGCUGGUAGGAAAAUGAGACUUUCACCGACUAGCAGAAAGUCUUUGUAUAAACGCGAAACACAUGGGUUAGAACAGAUUACUGUAACAAAUGAACACGGGAGGCUGUGUGACCUAGAGGACGUAUUUGAGUACGGACCGUUUACUUUGACGGGAAUACUGGUAGCAAAUACACAGGAAAAUGAACGUCGGAAAGAGAAUACCACUCCUCUUGGUCAUUCCAUCAAAAUAUCACCGAUCUGGAUGUACAGCCUGAAUGACGAUUUUAAAGAAGGAAUAAUGAGGAUAUACAUUCCGACAUUGAAUCGUCGAUAUGUUAUCUUGUCUUCUUCAACUGAGUAUCAACCGUAUUUUGACCAGAUUUUGGAAAAAAACAGACUAUUCUAUGUAUUAAAGGAUAAAUUUAAGCAAGACAUGGUACGAGGACAUUUGCAAGACUAUGACAGCUACAUUUCCGUUGUAACGGACAAAAUGAAUUGUGCAUCCGAAUACCAUGCUAUCUUAUUAAUCCAAAAACACCUUCGUUUUCUCUUGUCGCAAAUGACCAGCAGUCAUUCUCUUCAUAUAUGGGCGGAAUCACCCUUUUUACACCGGAUUCGUUCUUCCUAUGAACAUACCAUAUAUCAAAUCCAUAAAAAUAUCCAGAGUGUUCGCUCUCGGCGGAGAAAUACCAAGCGAUCAUCGGUUGCUGAAAAAGAGAAUCAAGGCCUUCAACUUUUGGAAACUCAGAAACCGCCUUCUUUGGCUUUUCAACCUGUUCAACCUGUUCACUCAGCGCCUCUCACCAUAGACCAACAACAGUUUUCUGUGCAAACACUUCCUAUACGAUACCCUCACAAUGACUCUUGGCUUCCUGGUCUUCGGAUUCUCGAUCCAAACGUUGAUGCUAUCACCCUGUGGAAAGGAAUCAAAGCAGCACAAGAAAAUUCUAACUUUUCUUCAAUUUCUCUUGAGAAUGCAUCCCAAAUUGUUGCUCAGAAUUUUCAUACCACAACCUUGGAAGCUAAAACAAGAAUUGUCGGGCAUGGAGAAACAUUGUUGCAAUUAAUGUAUUCUGCACCUUUCUGGCGAGGAUCAAUUUUAUUUAACGAAUUGAAACAUGCUAUUGGAUAUCAAAUUACAAUAAAUCAAGCCAGAGUGCAAUUUCGGGAGCGUUGUCGACAGCGUAUCCAAUGGGUCGAUCAUUCUUUCCGCAAGUCGGAAAACGAAAUUGAUGAUAUCGAUCCAUUCUUAAAGAAAAUAGACACUAGCAAAGUUUCUCUGUUUUUGUAUAACUUUCUCCUUAGACAAAUAAGUCUUGGGUUGCCAGGUGCAGAUUAUUCGUACGCUCAAUACGUGCGUUUACUAAGUAUGAAGUAUGCUACGCAGCAAGAUAGAGUUGAAGAUCUAUUAACUAGUAUUCUUCCCGAAUUUUUACAGUACUUCUCAAAUGAAUUUGGCUACUGGCCGGUAUUCUCAAUUUAUAGUUACUUAUAUGAGUUGUGGAAAAAAUUAUAUCCGGAUGUUCGCUGUAAUUUUCCUAAUCUUUGGGACGAGGUGUAUCUUAACAAGAAGAAUACCUUUUCAAAUAUCGUGAAGGGUCUCCCAGUAACGACAACGGUUCCUGCUCCUUCCACUUCUAUACCCUUCAACCCACGAGCGGCCUCAUCGAAUUCAACAAAUUUGACUAUGCUUCAAUAUUCGGAUGUUGAAGCUGAGAAACAACGGCAAAUUAUGUUUUGUGAGUUGCAAAAAGUCUAUCCUGUCCGGUUGGAAUCUGAUAAGCACUCAGGCAUUUGGACUUGUCCUGUACAAUGUUGUUUGUAUUAUUCAGUAAACGAGAAUCCAUUAAAGGCCAGUCCUCAUGUUUAUGUACAUUUGCGAGGCCAUUUGAAAUCCGAACCUGUGUUGCGUGGAUUAUCCGAUAACAUGAGCACUUUGAAUGAGGAAAUUGAAUUGGCGAGUCAUGAAAUGUAAUCACCUAUCAAGUAGGCGGAAUACGGUUCACACAUGUCAGUGAAUGCAGUCUUACAUUAUUAUUAAUAGAUUUGGCUACAAUGGGAUACGGUAAUUAUAAAAAGUAUCCUCAAAGGGAAGCGGUUUAUGGUCAAUAGAGGAAAUUUAGAUAUAUAUGUUGAAUUAAUGUAUGUCGGAUAAGAGAGAUUAUAAUCAUAAGCAAAAGCUAG